CUGCAGUGCACCGUAAUUGAGGGACAAUGAUGGAAGAAAGCGGAAUAGAGACAACUCCACCUGGAACCCCUCCCCUGAACCCCACAGGCCUGACCGCCGCCGCCGCCGCCGCCAUGCCCUCCACUGAGGUUCACUUAGCUGCAACCAGUUCCUUCUCAUCUCCUGGUGUGUCCGGGAUGGAGUCCUUGCCGCCACACGCGUACUCCACGCCUCAGCCAUCCCUGCCCCCUGUGCAGCCCUCGGCCCCGCCUCCUUUUGUGCCGCUGUCCCCAGCUCCUUCGGUUCCCCUGAGUGGCACCUCUGUGCCACCCUCCAUGUCUCUGUCACCUGCCACGGCCUUCAGCAGCCCCCCCACAGCCCCCUUCCCACCUGCGACCUCCGCCUCCGGCGCUCUCCUGUCCACACCACCUUCGGGUCCUCCUAUCUCAGGAUUUUCCGUUGGUGCAGCCUACGACAUCACGAGGGGCCAUGCCGGGAGAGCGCCCCAGACGCCUCUGAUGCCGUCAUUCUCUGCACCUCCAGUCACAGGUAUUAUGCCAGCUCCCAUCACUCAGCAAGCCAGUAUGACAUCUCUGGUACAGGGACCUGGAACCACAUCAGCCAUUACUUUCCCAGAGGAACAGGAAGAUCCGAGAAUUAUUAGAGGCCAGGAUGAUGCACCUGCUGGUGGGAUCUGGGGUUUUAUCAAGGGUGUAGCUGGGAAUCCUAUGGUGAAAUCUGUGCUUGACAAGACCAAGCAUUCGGUGGAGAGCAUGAUUACGACGCUGGACCCCGGCAUGGCUCCAUAUAUCAAAUCUGGAGGUGAACUGGAUAUUGUUGUCACCUCAAAUAAAGAAGUGAAGGUGGCUGCUGUCCGAGAUGCCUUCCAGGAGGUCUUUGGCUUAGCUGUGGUUGUGGGGGAAGCUGGACAGUCCAAUAUCGCCCCACAGCCAGUAGGCUAUGCGGCUGGAUUAAAGGGUGCCCAGGAACGUAUAGACAGCCUACGGAGAACUGGUGCCAUCCAUGAAAAGCAGACUGCCGUGUCGGUGGAGAACUUCAUUGCUGAGCUGCUGCCCGACAAAUGGUUUGACGUCGGCUGCUUGCUGGUUGAGGACCCCGCACACGGCAUCCGCCUGGAAGCCUUUACUCAGGCCACCCCGGUGCCUCUGGAGUUCGUGCAGCAGGCACAAAGCCUGACUCCCCAGGACUACAAUCUGAGGUGGUCAGGCCUUUUGGUGACAGUGGGUGAAGUCCUGGAAAAGAGCUUGCUAAAUGUCAGCCGGACUGAUUGGCACCUUGCUUUCACGGGUAUGUCUCGCCGACAGAUGAUCUACAGCACAGCCAAGGCUGUGGCAGGCAUGUACAAGCAGCGCUUGCCACCCAGGCCCAUGUGAGACCAGCUGCUGGGAAAUGGAGACCCGCCGUCACCUUGGGCUCUGUGUUAGAGGAGAAUGGAUAGCUUCUGUGAAUCCAACACUUUUUACAACUUGCCUGUAGGCUGCAGUCCUUUCAAAAGAAAAAAAAAUGUUUUUAAAUAAAGGCACAGUGUCAUUCCAGUAAAACAAAAGAAGUAGAUCCUCUCUUUACUGUCGUGAUUCAUACAUCCUAGUUCUCAAAAAAUACACACACAUCUUUACAGCACAAUUCAUAUACCAAAUCUAUAAAGUGGAAAUCCAUGCUCACAUAUUCAAUUGUUCUUGGCUCAUCAUUCUUAAGAAUGUGUAAUGCGGUCUGCCUGUGUUAAGGCUAGCUUCCUGUUGUCAUCUGUGUGUGCACAUGCUCAACAAUGGAUCUUAAAUGAUGCUGGGGCCGGGGUGUGUGUGUGCACAGUUCCAUGUGUUUAUAGAAUAUGGGCCAAAUUAACAGAAUGGAUAUUUUUUUGUCAUGUACAUGCAUAGUUUAAAAGUUAUAUGCUUGUUUCUUUUUUGUUUUAAAUUUUGGCAUUUUACAGAUUGACACUAUGAAUAUCAGAAAAUAACGUUUCAUUUUUCUUCAUUGCUAUGUGAAAACUAAAUGGCAGAUCAUCCAAGUGUAUUUUAGAUCAGAAAUG
This is a messenger RNA of Peromyscus maniculatus bairdii (prairie deer mouse), 2029 nucleotides long. Lineage: Eukaryota; Metazoa; Chordata; Mammalia; Rodentia; Cricetidae. The record is from RefSeq and is a predicted model, not a curated record.